Messenger RNA from Capra hircus (goat), 906 nucleotides. It is a transcript of the gene COMT, whose product is annotated as catechol-O-methyltransferase. Lineage: Eukaryota; Metazoa; Chordata; Mammalia; Artiodactyla; Bovidae. The transcript is spliced from 5 exons. The record is from RefSeq and is a predicted model, not a curated record. Gene Ontology annotation, molecular function: catechol O-methyltransferase activity; magnesium ion binding. Gene Ontology annotation, cellular component: axon; dendrite; membrane. The coding region runs from base 64 to 882 and encodes 272 amino acids. Gene Ontology annotation, biological process: catecholamine catabolic process; dopamine metabolic process; developmental process.
GUCCCGGGGGCCUCGGGCCGGGCUGCCCGCCGCGCUGCCUGCGCCGCCGACCGCGGACCCGAGAUGCUGGAGGCCCCGCCCCUGCUGCUGGCCGCUGGCGCCGUAGGCCUGGCCCUGCUCGCGCUGCGGUGGCUGGCCCUAUCGGACCUGCGGCUCUUCGGCUGGGCCUUUAUCGGCUGGAACGAGUUCAUCGUGAACCCCGUCCGCAACCUCCUCAUGGGCAGCAGCAAGGAGCAACGCAUCCUGCAACACGUGCUUCAGCACGCGGAGGCCGGGGACCCGCAGAGCGUGGUGGCCGCCAUCGACAGCUACAGCUCGGAGAAGGAGUGGGCCAUGCACGUGGGCGAGAAGAAAGGCGAGAUCGUGGACACUGUGCUGAGGGAGGAGCGGCCAUCCGUGCUGCUGGAGCUGGGCGCCUACUGCGGCUACUCGGCGGUGCGAAUGGCCCGCCUGCUGCUGCCGGGCGCCCGGCUGCUCACCAUCGAGCUCAACCCCGACUAUGCCGCCAUCACCCAGCGGAUGGUGGAGUUUGCAGGCCUGCAGGACAAGGUGACUGUCAUCCUUGGAGCAUCCCAGGACGUCAUCCCCCAGCUGAAGGAGAAGUAUGACGUGGACACACUGGACAUGGUCUUCAUCGACCACUGGAAAGACCGCUACCUGCCGGACACGCUUCUGCUGGAGGAGUGCGGCCUGCUGCGGAAGGGGACCGUGCUGUUGGCCGACAACGUCAUCUUCCCUGGGGCGCCCGACUUCCUGGAGUACGUGCGCGGGAGCAGCCGCUUCGAGUGCUCGCACUUCAGCUCAUACCUGGAGUACUCCAAGGUGGUGGACGGCUUGGAGAAGGCCGUCUACAGGGGCCCGAGCGGCCCCGCCCGGCCCUGAGCCCUGCUGGGGGGGGGGGGGGGG